CUCAUUAUACACUUCCAAAUACUAAUAAUUCUUGUAGUAAUGUCUUCCCUAAGAGUUACCUCUACUACAUGUUUACUAAGCUUUGCUCUCCUUCUCCAAACCGUUUUUGGAGUCACUGAUCCCCUCUUCCAUUCUUGUUCAAAUGAAAAUUUCACUGCCAAUGGCCCCUAUGCGACAAACCUCAACAAACUCAUGGGUUAUCUCUACCAUCAAGCUCCUCCCACAGGUUUCGGUCUUGGUUCAUUGGGACAGGACCCCAACAAAGCACACGGGCUUGCUCUUUGUAGAGGCGAUGUUUCCUCUUCGGAUUGUAAAAGCUGCAUUACAGCAGCAAGCAGUCAGAUUCACAGUAGCUGCCCAAAUAGCAAGGGUGCAGAAAUAUGGUACGAUGAAUGUUUUUUGAAGUACUCAGAUGAACAAUUCUUUGGCCAAAUCGACAAUAGAAAGAAGUUGUUUAUGUGGAACGUAAAGAAUGUGAGCAAUCCGGUAACAUUCAAUCAGAAGACGAAGGAGUUGUUGAGCCAACUGGCUAAGGAAGCCUCUGUAAAACCAAAAAUGUAUGCAGAAGGAGAAUUGGAGCUAGGAUAUAAUAAUACUAUGAAGCUUUACGGUUUAGCUCAAUGUACCAGAGACCUUUCUCAUAGUAAUUGUAAGAUAUGUCUUGAUGGCAUAAUUGGUGAUCUUCCAAAUUGCUGUGAUGGAAAAGAAGGAGGGAGGGUCUUUACUGGAAGCUGUACCAUAAGAUAUGAGAUUUACCCAUUUGUUUCUGCUUAAAUUUUAGCAUAUUGGAGAGUUAGGGGUCACCCUCCCUAAUCAUAGAUAAUAAGUUCGAUAGGAACAGGUUUAUAAUUCUCGUUUGUUUCACUUAUUUAUAGCAUGCAGCAUAUAUAUUGCUCAAUAAAAUUCUUUAUUCUUUCAUAAUAAA
This is a messenger RNA of Pistacia vera, 925 nucleotides long. RefSeq names its product cysteine-rich repeat secretory protein 38-like. The record is from RefSeq and is a predicted model, not a curated record. NCBI's taxonomy places the organism in Eukaryota, Viridiplantae, Streptophyta, Magnoliopsida, Sapindales, Anacardiaceae. Bases 40 to 774 code for a protein of 244 amino acids. The transcript has a single exon.